Molecule: messenger RNA, 522 nt
Organism: Mesocestoides corti
Lineage: Eukaryota; Metazoa; Platyhelminthes; Cestoda; Cyclophyllidea; Mesocestoididae
Source: the annotation of a GenBank genome assembly
AUGACUUCUGAAUCCGCUGUUGAUCGUGUUGUUCUUCUACCUGUCGACAACAGUACUCACUGCGAACGAGCGUUCAAGUGGUACAUCAAGAGGUCGACGAGGCCGGGUGACCAACUUGUUCUGCUUCACGUCGUCCAACCACAAUACGUUACUCCACAAGACACCUUUGCCUUGGAGCAUGCUGCAGAUGACUUUGCUUCCUCCAUGAAUGAGGGAAUAAAAGUUGGAAAGCAGGUGCUCAAACGAUACGCUCAAAUGUGCAAGGAUCUAGGCUAUCCUUUCCUUACAUCGCUGAAAGUUGACUCGUCAUUGGGCAAUGCUGUGAUCAAGGCCGCAGAGGAAUAUAGAGCGAGUCUCAUUGUCAUUGCUUCAAGAGGACAGGGAAAAGCCCGCAGAACUAUCCUGGGAAGCGUCAGUCACUAUGUCAUUCUCCAAUCGGGUGUGCCAGUCCUCGUUGUACCUGCAGCUAAAAGAAGCUCUGCCUCAUUUGUUUCAGAAGUAGAAAGCCUCGAAAAUGAAUAA